CAUUCCAGGUCCAUUUCCACUUUCAUUUUAGUGUAAAAGUGAAAGUAAACUUUGUUUUGUCCUGGCUGCACCUGAUCGAUGAAACCUCACUUAUACAUCACGGCACAUGUGAACACGUUCAACGCAGUCUUUGGUAAAAGAGAUGGCCAGGAAUGACAGCUCCCAAAUGAAAGCUCUCAUUCAACUUGAUGAAGGUGAAAUAAACCACAACAACAAACCCAAGAAUGAGAACAACAAACCCAAGAAUGAGAAGCAACAAAGCAGAAGCAGCAGCUCAGACCAGGCCUGCUGCUCCUCCUCCUCCGUCUCAGAGCCAACGGGUAAUGUGAGACGGGCAGACGACGGUGAGCCGGCAAAGAUGCAGAUAGAGGAGGACGCAUCUUCAUGCUGUCAGCUGAGCGACCUGAAGAGACUUGGAGAUUGUGGCAUCAAGCUGGGACCUCUGAAAUUCAGCCAGUCGCACACCAUCCUCGUAGAUGUGGACGUCUUCAACGCCAAAGCGGGGAUCAUGCCUCAGGACGGCAGAGACAUGUGGCUCAGCAACUUCGUGAAGAUGCCAUGUUCACCUUCCAGUACCGCUUUAUCAUCCAAGACCGAUUCAAGUUCGGUUUUGCCCAACUUUUUGAAGUCUCAAGCCAAGCCCACCCAGGUGCCCAGGUGGAAACUCAUCUCCAAUAAGCUCAAUGCAUUGGCUCGUCAGAAGUCCGUGAAAGUGGACGAUGUGGUGGAAGCCAUCCUUAGUUUUAACCCAAAGUACAGAGGCAAGUGGUCCUUCGACGCGCUCACCACCUUCGUCCAGCGCAUCCCAAAAGAGGAAAAUUACUUCCACACACUGUUCCCAAAGAUUGCUGCCUUGGCCUUGAAUCUGGAAGAGCAAGUCAAGAAGGCCAUCCCACUGCUUAGGCAGGGACACCCGGCCGCCAUCACGCUGUCUCAGCGCCAGAUCUCCUGUCUGCUGGCCAACGCCUUCUUCUGCACUUUCCCUCACCGUAACACCUCCACACCCACCGCGGAGUACCACGGAUACCCCUCCAUCAACUUCACCAGCUUGUUUGGAGGCUGGUCCGAGAGGAAGAAGGAGAAGCUGCGGGCCAUCAUGCACUACUUCCACGUGAUGACAGACGACGGAACCAUACCGGAGGGACUGGUGACGUUUGAGCGCCGUUGUCUCGGAAACGCAGAAAUCCCCAACUGGAGGAGCUGCACGGAAACGCUCCCGAAACUUCAUGUGACAUCGUGCGGUGGCAUCGAGGCCGAAGGUACUGGUCUGCUGCAGGUGGACUUUGCGUCCAGCUGGAUCGGUGGAGGCGUCCUUGGAUCCGGCCUGGUUCAGGAGGAGAUCCUCUUCCUCAUGAAUCCGGAGCUGAUUGUGUCUCGACUCUUCACGGAGAAACUGGGAGACAACGAGUGUCUGAUCAUCAAAGGUGCGCAGCAGUUCAGCGGCUACUCCGGCUUUAGCGACAGCUUCGAGUGGGCGGGCCCCUAUGAUGAACUCCUGGACAGAGACGAGUGGGGUCGGCUGAGGAGGCAGGUCUUGGCCAUCGACGCGAAGCACUUCAAACACAAGAGAGAGCAGUACAACAUGGUCAGCAUCCUCCGCGAGCUGAACAAGGCGUACUGCGGAUUUAAACGAUACAGCAGACAUAAAGAUCCAGACAUUGCUACAGGCAAGUGGGGCUGUGGAGCCUUCAACGGAGACGCACAACUCAAAGCUGUGAUCCAGCUGAUGGCAGCGGCGAAGGCUGGGAGGGGUCUGGCCUUCUUCACCUUUGGAGAUGACGCUCUGGAGAGAGGUCUGAAGCAGAUCUACCACCUGCUGGUCACUGAGCGGACUACAGUUGACCAGCUGUAUGGACAUCUGGAGGACUUCUGCGCUCAGCGUGAACGAAGUCCGUCCAUGGAUUUGUUCCAGUUCAUCAGAAAAACCAUCAGACGCUCCAGAAGUCAGCUGUGACGACGUUUGUGACUCGGUUAACUCUAAAACAUGAAGGAAACGCUUGAUUCAGCUGAUGAAGGUGGUUCAUGAGUGUUCUAUGAUUGUUAAUUUCCCUCAUGUUAAAUGUAACAGUAAAAUCUCUGGGAGGACAUCAAUUAAACUGUUGAACAUUAAUACCCUGCAUCUGAGUUUAAAAGCCCUGGAUAGAUAGCAAAUAGCUUUAAUUCACUUUCACAACUGAAUAAACAUGUAAAUCUGU
Messenger RNA from Cololabis saira (Pacific saury), 2195 nucleotides. It is a transcript of the gene pargl, whose product is annotated as poly (ADP-ribose) glycohydrolase, like. NCBI's taxonomy places the organism in Eukaryota, Metazoa, Chordata, Actinopteri, Beloniformes, Belonidae. Bases 143 to 1954 code for a protein of 603 amino acids. The transcript has 16 exons. Gene Ontology annotation, biological process: carbohydrate metabolic process; nucleotide-sugar metabolic process; regulation of DNA repair. Gene Ontology annotation, molecular function: poly(ADP-ribose) glycohydrolase activity. The record is from RefSeq and is a predicted model, not a curated record. Gene Ontology annotation, cellular component: nucleus; cytoplasm.